Molecule: messenger RNA, 1219 nt
Organism: Salvia miltiorrhiza (redroot sage)
Lineage: Eukaryota; Viridiplantae; Streptophyta; Magnoliopsida; Lamiales; Lamiaceae
Product: leucine-rich repeat extensin-like protein 1
Exons: 1
Coding region: 151-873 (240 amino acids)
Source: RefSeq, a predicted model, not a curated record
AAAAAAAGGAAUAAUAAUUAAUCAAGAAACAUCCAAAAAUCACAGCUAAACUAACAGCAGUUUCUCUUCUCUCAGUCUCAGAUUCCCCUUCAAUGGCCUUCACGUGAUAGUGCUCACCCACCCCCCUCAAUCGUCUCCUUCACUCCACCAAUGACCAAAGCCAAGAAGAAGAAGAAAAAAAAGGUGAAAAAGAAAAGCAGGAAAAAUACAUACAUACAAUUCCCAAACAGGAAUGCAAAACCACCAUUUCCUCCACGCAUAAAUACAAAAAGACACACACACACACACACACACUCACCAGCUCAUCAUUGCCCCCACAAAUUCACAAAUGCCUUUCCCCAACUGCAAAUUUUGAGCAGAAUUCCGCCGCACCAAUCGAAACUCGAAAAUUUUGGGGACGGAAGAAUGUGUUACGUCGGCAAAGCGACGAAGAUCUUCGUCUUCAUCGUCGCGAUUCUCGUCAUCACCGGGCUCGUCCUGGGGUUCACGCUGCUCAGGCAUCACGGAAUUCGCAAAAAAUCGCACGAUUGCUACUCCGAUUCGUGCGCGGAGACAGCUCCAAUCGUUUUCCCCGCUCCGGAUUCCAAUCCGAGCUCGGCCGCUCCUAAUCCUUCCGGCAACUCGAAUCCGCCGCCCCCGCCGCAGAGUGAGAGUUCAGGCUCCACUGUUCCGGAUUCGCCACCGCCGCCGAGUGAUAAUUCGAGUCCUAGUGUUCCGGAUUUGUCUCCGCCUCCUCCGGCAUUGACUUCUCCGCCGCCGCCGAUGCCCACGGUCUACCCGCCGCCUCCUGCAGUGGUCUCGGCGGCUCCGCCGCCGGCGUUUAGUCCGCCUAAUCCAGUGCCGGCGGCGCCAGGUCCAGUGAAUAAUUCAUAAUUCUGCUCUUUUUUAUUCGAUUAUUGCUUAUCAAUUUGACAUCUGCUUACUUCUUUUUAAGAGUUUUGUUAUUCUGCCAUAGAUCUUCGAUGAAUUGAUAUUGUAUAGUAGAAUUGAUUUUUUUUUUCUUUUUUUUUUUAUUUCAAAUUUUUGAUAGGAUUGGAUGAUUUUUUCUACUUUACAAUCAUAAAAUCUUUGGAGCAGAGUAUUAUCUUUUAGAAUUUUGAUAGGAUUGGAUGUUUUUAUUUUAUACUACUACUAUUCAAUUCGUUUAUUAUUUUCGGAGUGUCGGAUGUAAUAAAUUAUUGGGGUAUUUAUUUUCAAAUUAUUCAUGUAUAUUUAAAUA